Thyridium curvatum is the source of this 666-nucleotide messenger RNA. RefSeq lists its product as uncharacterized. NCBI's taxonomy places the organism in Eukaryota, Fungi, Ascomycota, Sordariomycetes, Thyridiales, Thyridiaceae. Bases 1 to 666 code for a protein of 221 amino acids. The transcript has a single exon. The record is from RefSeq and is a predicted model, not a curated record.
AUGGCCAGCUCAAAGAAAGUCUCCUUUCAUGACCUCCCCGAGAAGGACGAGUGGGACUUUGUCGAAGACGUCUUCUCCCGCACCAGACCUCCCCAGCACAAAGCCGCCAACCUCUCCUCUGUCCAAGCAGCAGCCGCUUCCGCCGACGAGGCCUCGGACGCCGCCACCGUCUCUCGCUUCAGCAUCCUGUCCCUCCGCGAGGCCGAGCUUCCGCUUGACUCGGACCCUGCGACUGAGGACUCGAACAAGUCACACCCGGACACCGAGCCCAACACGCUGGCCACCGGCAGCGACGGAGAGGCGAGCAGGGCGAGGCUGCAGCAGCUCCGAGACACCCCAAGCUCUCCGCGCCACACGGACCUUACCAUGUCGAUGCUCGACCUCCACGGCCUCGUCUGCCCCGCCUGCGACAGCAAUGGCGAUAUCGUCCGCUGGCUGGGGACGGCGCCCGGCCUGCUGUACAGGAGCGGUGCCCAAUCUGCCACUGCCACUGUCACAGGCACCCGGGCCGGGCCCAGGUCCAGGUCCAACUUUAGCGAUGCCAGCUUCGGCAGCAACGCUGUCCCAGUCCAGGCUGCAGACGAGAUCCCCAUCAUGGUGCGGGACGUGGGGGUGCAGUUCGGCAGCACCCCGGUCCAGCGUGAGCUGGUGCUGGACAUCCUUUGA